This is a messenger RNA of Menidia menidia (Atlantic silverside), 6646 nucleotides long. Lineage: Eukaryota; Metazoa; Chordata; Actinopteri; Atheriniformes; Atherinopsidae. The record is from the annotation of a GenBank genome assembly.
GUGCUCGUCCGCGUGCACGAGACCGGGGGGGUUAGCUGUGUGGUGUUUAGCGAAGAAACAGCUGCUAACAAGAUGCACACGGCUAGCGCCAUGCACAGUUUGGAGGUACCUGCGGGCUAGUUUCUAUGUCUUUAAGUAGAUAAUCCGCCGACAUCGUUCGCCCCAGAGAGUGACAGAAAUGGCGGGGAUUAUUAAAAAGCAAAUCCUGAAACAUUUAUCAAGGUUUACAAAGAACCUGUCCCCGGACAAGAUAAACCUGAGCACGCUAAAGGGGGAAGGGCAGUUGUCCAACCUGGAGCUGGAUGAAGAGGUCCUUCAGAACAUGCUGGACCUGCCGACUUGGCUGGCCGUCACCCGGGUCUACUGCAACAAAGCCGCCAUCAGGAUACAAUGGACGAAGCUGAAAACAAGCCCCAUAUGCCUGUUCUUGGAUAAAGUGGAGGUUGAGAUGAGGACAUGCGAGGAGCCUCGUCCGCCCAAUGGCCCCUCUCCUAUUGCUAUAACGGCAGGCCAGAGCGAGUAUGGCUUCGCUGAGAAGGUGGUGGAGGGCAUGUCCGUCAGGAUCAACUCUAUCACCAUCAAGGUGCAGGCCCGAGCCUUUCACGCCUCCUUUGAGCUCUGGCAACUGCAGGGCAACUCCCUCAACCCCAAGUGGCAACGCAGCGACCUCCGCUACACUCGCGUCACCGACCCAAAGAGAGGAGAGGUGUUGACAUUCAAGGAAAUUAACUGGCAGAGUCUGCGAAUCGAAGCAGAUGCCAUCGAGAGUGACGACCAGGACCUCGGUAGCACCCCUUUGCGUCUAAUCACCAACCAGGGACGCAUCCGCAUCGCUCUAAAACGCAGAAUAAAAGACUGUAAUGUGCUGGCGUCCAAGCUGUUUUUCAUUCUGGACGACCUGUUGUGGGUGCUGACAGACUCUCAGCUCAAAGCCAUCAUUCAUUAUGCCAAAUCUCUCAGUGAGGCCAUGGAGAAGUCUGCUCAGCAGAGGAAGAGCAUGACCGCUGAAUCGCUGCAGACUGCCCCCCCGUCCCCCGGCAUCCACAGUCUGUGGACGGAACCCCCGCCCUCCUCCACAAGCGCCCCUAACAACAUAAGUCAAUACUUUGAUCACUUUGACGUGAAGGAGUCCUCCUACCACACAUUCAUAUCGCGCUUGGACCUUCACAUAUGCAACGACAGCUCUUCAAUGGAUGAAGAUGAGCCUCCCCCACCGGGCUUGCAGGGUGCCAUGCAGCUAACGUUCAGGAAACUGGGAUUUGACUACUAUCCCAUCCACAGACCUGCUGAUGGAUGCCGACACUGGGAACGCCACAGCGGAGCUAUGGAGGCUCAGGCUCAGUGGGCCAGUAAACUGCUGCACGAGUACCAGAGAAGAGCGGAGGCUUGUGGGUUCCCUGCUCCAAAUACUGAGGGGCCCCAACCGGCCAAGGACUCGCCUGCCAAGACAUGUCAAAAUGGGCAGUCCAGCCCCAGGCCAAACCCAGCUGACAAACAGCAGACGGGCAGCAGGGGCUCUGUGACGGCUCCUUUAGGGUCGUCUCUGAAGAGGCUGCGUUCGAGCUGUGCAGUAAUCAGGAUGGAUGACGUGGACAUUCACCAGGUGUCGACAAGGGGCCGUCAAAACAAAAAGACCCACUCUUUGAUAUCCUGUAACCGGAAGGCUCUGCGCUUGCCGGAUAAUGUGCCAGCAGUCCACCUGCAGUUUACCGAGUACUACUUUCCCGACAACCCCAGUUUACCAGUGCCCACCUCAAACCUAUAUGCCCAGCUCAACAGCCUACAGCUAUGUGUGGACCCUGCAAGCCUGCUGUGGAUCAAUCUGUUUUCCCGGGGCCUGCUGCACACGCUGGAUCAGGUCAAAGCUUUCUACCACUUGCAAGACAGUAAUAAAGUGGAAGAACAUGUAGACAUUCGCAUGGAUGCAGCUCAGCUUAAGCUGAUAAUUCCUCUAGAUUCAUCCAUAUUGGACCACCCAGAACGUCCGCAGUCCCUGUCUGUUACCGUGCCCCAGCUGGUGGUCAGCAACACCCGCCACUGCCCUCACGGCUCCAUGGCUGACCUCAGCAGCACCUUUGAGAAGUUUGCUAGCUGCUCUUUCUUCCAGAACACGCCACCUUGCCCUUACCCUCGAGAUCAGAGUGCCUUCCACCCCGUCCCUCCCACAUUCCUUCAGCGCUCUCGGGAAACGGAUUCCCAGCCUCUGGACGUGAAGCGGCCGCGAUCGGAGGAUGUCUGGUCCCUCAGCCUGUCCCGUGUCGCGCUCGGUUUCGAUGGAGCGCGGCGGUUCCCCAAAGGAAAAACCCAACCUUUUGUUGAGCCCUUCGCCAUGUCCGUGUGGAUGUGCCGGCCGUAUGCCUUUGGGAGCCAAUCCUCGUCUUCCCCCUCUAGCCCAAAUGGAGCCCAGCACCUCUCCUCAGAGCCGAAUUCUCUCCAGGAAGCCGCCCCGCUUGCUUCCUUCCACUUCCUGGCCCACACCAUCACCCCGCUGAAGAUGUGGCUCAACCACUACCAGUACGUGGCCCUUCUGAGGAUGAAGGACGCCCUGACCCAGCUGGGGGCGGAGCUGAGCCGGGACGUACGCGGCGUAAAACAGGCUCACGGGAAAAAGACCAAACCGGUCACAGUGUGUCUGGCUCUGCUGGUGGACUCUGUGGAGGUGGGUCUCCUUUUACCCCCCGUCUGCACCGAGCCAGAAGGAGAGAUCCCUCACACGCCAGAAACCGACAGCCCCAGCAUGACGGACUCUGACAUCUCCCCGACCCAUCGCUCCGUCGACGCCAUCUUUGAGGACAGUGGGCUGGAAAACGGCGUGUCGUCCACCAACGCGGGCGCUGCAGCAGGGGAUCAGGACGAACAGGGAGGGGCGGUGGAGGAGGCGUGCGAGGCUGUGGAGGAGGAGCUGACGGCAGGGGAGGAGGCGCCCGUCCUCUCGCCACCCCUCUCACCCGGACCCUCCCCGGCCAUUUCCCGUGACCCGUCCACCUUCAGCCUGGAGGGCGAGCUGUCCAGCGCCAUCAACGUCACCAAGGAUGUCACCAAAGACGCCAUCAGUGCCUCGCUGGAUCUGACAAAAGGGGCGUUUUCAAUGACAAAAGACGCCUUCAGCAUGCUGAGCCGGGGCUCCAGCGUGAGCAAAUUGUUCACCACCCAGGGGAGGGAACAAGGGGACUCCUCCCUGUCCACGCGCCAGCCAAACAUGAAGCAGUCCUCCUCCCAGCAGUCCUUUGACAGCGCCAUCUUGGAUGGCAGCCUGCCCGAUGAAAAUCUCUCCGUCGACAGCGACUUCAGCGACAACUUUGUCGUUCUCAUGGACUCAGAAUCGGGUAUGGAGUCCAUGCGUCCCAACAACACACCCACUGGCAGCCGUGGCAGCCCGGCCCCGGGGACCGAGGGGGGGUCCUCAGCUGACCUCAGCAGCUCACUCUCCCAGAGCACCGAGGACCUCUCUCAAGACAUGUCCUCUGUGCUGUUGCUGGUCCUGAGCGGGACGGCUUGCACCAUGGAGGCACAGGGAGAAGAUCAGGUUGUGGCCGUUCAAGCGCAGAAUCUGAACACUUUGCAGAUGGGAAACGUGAAGCAAUCAGACCUCCUGGCGGGUCUCCUGCAAGCCCCAGGUGAACCCGUCCAGAAGCCGGGCAUCAGGGGCUCUCCUGCUCUGUCCAUGCGUGCGGAAAUGGGUCCGUCAGCGGCGCAGCGCUCUGCUCUGGCUGAGUCACUGGGGUUUCUGGAUGUGAGGGUGCAGGACUGCCAGGCAGAGCUGUUAGCCUCCACGGUGGCAAACAUCGGUCCGUUCCUCGAAGACGAAUUCAGCGUCGAUGGUCAGCCAGUGAGGCUGCGCGUGAGCAAUGUCUCCAUCACUCUGAAGGAUGAUGGUCCCAGGAUCUACCCUACAGCCCCUCAGCCUGUCCCAGCCAGGUUCAUCAUAGAUCAGCUGGUCCUCGAGCGAAGUGACGACGGCAUCAUGAGAGUAAAAGCUGAAGGCGCAGACCCUAAACCCUUAGCAGACGUUCCCGUGAAGCCUGGCUGCUCUGACUCCGCCCACCAGCAGAGUGAGAGACAAACCCAGGACUCUCAGCUCUGUGAUGCACAGGCUGCCCUCACCCAGGCCCUCAUCGAGAGAGAGCGCCUCCUCCUGGAAGUCAGGAAGUACGACCCCACCUUUGCUCUCUGAGCCCCAUGUGUUGAGAACCAGCUUAUUCUCAGCAUUUCUGGAAAAUUCACGUGGAGAUGAAUCCAAACCACGGCUUAGGAAUCUUUCCAACUUGUGCACACUCUUAAGGCAAUUACAUAAAAGCCACUAAAACUAACAAAGAGUAGGGGGACUCAGAAAAGGAACUUUAUGGGUCCUGUAAUGGUAGUUUUUCGUGCUGUAAUUUUUUUGUUCGAAUCUUGAAGUCUAAAUAUUCCUCACUGCUGUGCUAAAUGCAAAUUGUUCCAGUUCAUUGCUCAUCUAAAUCAGUGUUGGCCAUAAAUUCAUUGUGUGGUUUCAGUGUAAAACACAGCAUGCAGGAUGAUCAAGCUUUAAUUCUCUCCACUUAGUUAUUUGUGUUACGGAAAUAUUAAGUGGAGUGUGAUGCCAAAACCUCUUUUCACAGGCACUGCCAGACAGCUGCUAUUCCGUUAGUCACAUCGUACAAAUCUUAAUGUCAAGCAUGCUUAGUGAAUCGUGCGGAUUUACAUGUAGCACGAUUACAGGUCGACAGUCUUAGAAAAGCACUAAGGUUUUUACUUUAUUUUGCUGUUUGUUUAGAUUUUGAAGUCUUGUUACAGUUGUGUUGUGAAAGGUAGAGAAAAUGGUGCACUUUGAAAAAAAAAGUAUUUCUAUAGUUUUUUUUUGUCCUUUGAAAAAAGCAUACCUCCACUGCUUUCACAGAGAAACCAGUGUGUCCUCUUUGCUUUGUCACCAGGUAAGGAUAGUACCGCACUCCUAUCUAUGUCAUAGUUUCCAAAAAGCCGGCUGCAACAUUCCCUGGUGUUCUAUCGCUCUGCAAGUUGUGAAAUGUUUCUUUUAUACUGUGAAACAAUGUGCUUUGUGGGUGAACGUCUGCUGAAGGAAACACGCUUUUUUUUUUGCUCUCGAUUGUGGCGAGCUUUGCCUACAGACUUAUGAUUAUCUGGUCUGUGGAAAGGACACACCGAGCCGGAUUUCUUUUUUUAAAAAAAGAAAGAAAAACAAAAGUGUUUUGUAGCUUGCCGGGUUACAGUGUAUGGAUCAUGUUUCAUGGACUUCGUGCUAAGUCUGUGUGUUGUUUUACUAGUUUACAUUCAUUUGAACAUGUGAGAUGUUCUUAUUUAUGCGUCUGUUGAAGUCAUAUCAGCCAAAGAUGGUGAUAUUUCAAAAGAAAUGUGUGGUACUGAUAAUGUAAGGUAAGUUCACCAUGUUUACUGGAAAAAAAUGACAAUUUUAGUGACUUUGAUCCUGAUUUGUUGCAAGAUUUUAUCAAACAGCCCGUGGUGUUUCCAUGCAAAAAUCUCUUACACACUUGGGUUCCAACUACAAAGACAGUUUUGUUGAUCAAAAACACCGUUUAACAACAUGUUUGUUCUAUGAAAAUCAGAUCUCUGUCAGUUAACCCCUACAUAAAGGUUUUCUGUUGUUUUGUGAGGGAUUUGCCUUUGGCUUUUCCUAAUCCAUUUUAAUGGUUUCAAAGCUUGGUUUUCUAAUCUUUGACUUCCAUUCAUAAUGUUCAAAAGGCACGUGGGAGCCCUCUGGUGGCAGAAAUGUUAAACAGCAGUUUCUUUUCUUACUGUAGUUGCCUUGCAAGCUGCAGGAUUUGUAUUCUUUAAAGCAAUGUUAUCUAUUUACACAAUAGACGGACUCCUUUGGUACGCUCCAGAAAUGGUGAAGAACAUUCACACUACUAUUUUAUUUACUUUUGAUGUGAAGUUACGUUCUUCAGAUGACUACCUAUGUAUCAUGUAUUUAUACUCUUUCAGCUGCAUGCAAACUAAAAAAUCAGUCAGCUCAUUCUGUAGAUGUAGUCAAGCAGAAAUACUGCCCAGUUACCUCAGUAUCACCAAUACACAUAGAUUUGAACUAGCUGUCUGUGUUUGUUUCUGCAUGGCCUUAAUAGACAAAGAUGUGCUGGUACCCAUUGAAGACGGCACACUGGUACAACAUGUAGCCCAGACGUUCUCUCCUGUGUUAAGUAGCAUCUCCAUUCCUCUGAUGAACUGGUGCUUUGAGUUAUCUGUUACACUAGACUUCCUUUGUGCUCCAGAGCAGGCCAGGGUCCUCUGGGGUGAGUGAGCAUCCCACUGCCAGCACCAUGCAAAGAGCAGGUGAAGAGAGAUCCACCGCCCGGUGUUUUUCUUUGCCAACGGUGCACGUGCUGAGCUGGUGUUGUGUUGUUCACGCCUGGUAGAGAAUCCCUACUGUCUUAAGGUCAGCUCACUGGAAAUGACACUCGUUUUAAUCUCACUUUCAAAGGAAUGCAGAAGAUUUUCUGUGGAAAUAUUAGUCGUGUUGCGAAUGUUGGAAACCAGUGGACACUUUUUUUUUUGUGAGUUGUGUACGACUACCUUGAAUUUUGUAUAGUAUUAAUCACUUCAUUAAGACUAAUAUAAAACUGGUUCUGUGAACCAAGGCUAUGAUGUUGAACAUAUUUUAAGUGGGGAAAAAAUAAAUAAACCCAUAAACACA